Messenger RNA from Staurois parvus, 381 nucleotides. NCBI's taxonomy places the organism in Eukaryota, Metazoa, Chordata, Amphibia, Anura, Ranidae. The record is from the annotation of a GenBank genome assembly.
UCCUCCCAUUCUCACCGCGCAUGCGCUGCUCAGGGAGCGCGCAGCGUGGCGAUCGGCGGUGCGCUGUGUCCCUCGGACACAGUGGAUCGCCGAUCACAGAAAGAGCCGAAGAUGUCGGCUCGGUCAUGUGAUCAGCUGUGUCCAAUCACAGCUGAUCACUCUGAUCAUCACGGCACUGAUGAUCAGUGUAACCCCAGGAGGGCCACCUGUCAGUGUCUUGUGUCGGUGCCUCGUGCCAGUGCCUAUCAAUAUCACGUAUCAGUGCCUACCAGUGCACAUCAAUGCUGCCUAUCAGUGCCAUGUAUCAGUGCUGCAUUUCAGUACCCAUCAGUGAUGCCUGUCUAUUCCCAUCAGUGCCACCUACCAGUGCAGCCUAUCAGU